This is a messenger RNA of Linum trigynum, 6699 nucleotides long. NCBI's taxonomy places the organism in Eukaryota, Viridiplantae, Streptophyta, Magnoliopsida, Malpighiales, Linaceae. The record is from the annotation of a GenBank genome assembly.
GCCGACGACGACUUUCUCUUACAAUACCAACAAACUACUUCGGCCGGCGCCGGACAGUUCUGCUACUGUAACUUUCCUUUUGUAAAUAGACGUGGGCUAAGCUGUAUGAAUGAGCUUCAACCAAAGUGAUUCGUGGAAUCGUGCAUGCACACCGUUAAAAUAUAAAACUUCUCAACUAGCUUAUUACCCGGCCCGUUGGCCGGAUUACUGUAUGUUACCCACUUGUGGAAUGGGAAGAAAGCAAGUGAGAGUGAAGGGAUUGGGAUUCCACUUGAUUAGGACCGGCCCACUAAUCCGAUUCUUCCCGACCCGCCCCAACCUAAAGGGUCAGAAAGAGCCAAUAAGAAAAUACGAACGGAGAGAAUUAGUAAUAUAUCUUGACUCUUCAGAAGUGGGUCAAACAGGAUAAAGGUUGGGUGAGGGCAAUUUUUAGCGCUAAGCAGAGUUCUGGGUUGAAUAACUUUACUUAGGCCUAGAAAUUGGUGCUGAUGCAGACUGCAGUUUUUAUCAUACCAUCAUCAAUCAUCAUUGAAUUAGUCCUGGGCAACCCUCCCCGUUGUCGGUCUGAAUUUUAAUGAUGGCUUCAUUCCUUGCACCAGCCAUAUCAGCGAGUUGUCAUCUCGAGCAUGAUUUGCCUAUGUACAAAUGAUACAAUUAGAGUAUGAAACUGAAUUCAAAGAAAAGGAAAAGAGAAUUCUAUCACAUGCCAAUAAAUACACACAUAAUAGUUGAAGCUAAGUGAAAGUCAUUACUCGCACAUCAAUUCUCAAAAAUUACAGACUAAACAAUGGCUAGAAUGGCACUGAAACUACCAAGAAUCAUGGACGAAACAACUUGUCAAAUUAAAUAAUCCUUAUACUGAAACUACCUUCUAACUUGAAAUAAGACAUGAUCACAGUUCAUAGCACUCUUAUCACUAUGAAUUGGUUGCAGCUCGUCCUUAUCACUACCUCCCAAGCUCAAUUCAAACAGAAUAGACACAGUUAUGUAAGAUAACCAUAUCCUUACUGAUCAUAAUUCCUUUCUUCACUCCAUUUUUGUCGGAGAAAAGAGUUAUCCCCCUCUCAUGCAUUUCCCUUUCCCCCUCUCUUCUCCCUCUUCUUCACAAACCGAUCCCUAAACCAGCAACAACAACACAAAAUAGCCUUCGCCUCUGCCAUCUCCAUCUACUGAACGCGUUGGUGGCAAGACAGGAUUGCAGAAGCAAAAUUUUCUAAAAUCAAACUAAAUUUUUUGAAGGAGACUCAACCACGACAAAAGAGUAAAGCAACAAUGCUAAUAGUUCAGAUGGUUGGUUUUGAUGUUAUACGUUGCUUUUGUUAUGGUCUCCAGUGUAUCAACUGCAACAGAGAUGUUUCCUUCAAUCAUCUUUAGUGCACGAUUUAGAAGUAAGUCCUCUUGUUUGUGUCAAACGGAAACAUUCAUGGGUUCUUAACUCCCCUGAUAGUGUAAAUGCAUCAGCAGCAAAGAAGUUUGACAACACAGCAAGCACCCAGGCAAAAUGAUACAAUGCAGUAGGUGAUAUGUGUCUCAAAGGUUUUGAGUUACUAAAGUUCAUGUUAAAAAUAAACAUGAAUUAAAAUGGAUUAUUCUAUUAAGCAAACAUCCCCUCUAAUCAUACAAAGAUCAGAUAUCUAACUCACAAACAAUUAAGCCAUAAAAAAUCAUCACACAUCCACCACCUUUGAUUGCCUAUAUUUGGUUUUUCGCAGAGUUGUGGACUCUUAAGGGUAAAGUUCAUGGGUAGUCUGUUUCAUAACUCUAGAGAGCACAGUAAGCAGCCACCAACCAGACACAGUGCGGUAGGCGAAUAUGAUUCUCAAUUCACAAUUUCUCACCACCGGAAGUAAGAACAGAACAUAAUAAGCGUAGCGUUCAUGGGUGAUCUGUUUCAUAGCACUACUACACAAUUUGUUAAAAAAGAAAGAAAGGUAUUUAGCAUCACGGCGGAACAACUUUUACAGGCCAACAACGACAACAUGCUGCAACCACCAGAACUAGUAUCACAACUCAUAGGGAAAGUCAAAAGAUUUACUCUUAAAUUAAGUAGUUACAAAAUCGAGCAAUCGUCAAGCACAUACACCAUCACAAAAGUCACAGAACCUGAUUCACAAAGCAUUCAAACAUUUGAGGACAUUUCUGCAAAGAUACAACUUAUAUGUCUUUUUUCCAAGCCAUUUCCAUCAACAUGCUAAUAAAUUUGCAAUGCAUAAAACAAAUGGGCCAAAACUUGAAAUUCAACCUGUUUGACCGACCCAUGCCAAAUUCUAAUUAUUCUUUACUUUUAAACUUUCUAUUUGAAAAUAAAAAAAUAGUGAAAGAAAAAAGACGACUACAAUUCGCCAUUUGCACAUCACUUAUUCGGGAAUAAAACCAUAUAAAUUCAAAAGGAACUGAAAAUGUUGAGGAUCAUUUUAAUGUUUAAAAUAACCAAAUAGAUUUUUAUGUUUACUUUUUUACUAACAAAUACCAAACGAUUCCCUAUAAAAUACACUAUAAUUUGAUCAUUAUGAUGUCAAAUAAUUAUAAAAUAUAUAUUUGAAAUGAUAAAAAUUGGACUAAUUGGGUUGGUCGAGGUUGAACCAUUGAAUAACUUUAAAAUACAUUAUAUUUUAGCCACUAAGAUAUAAAAUAAUAGCAUAAUAUAUAUUAUGCUAGAGAAAAUAGCUUGUUUUAGAAUGGCAAACCCAUGAUGUUCAUUUGUUUUACUUGAUGACCAAAUCCCAUGUAGGUUAGGCCCAUUCAACUCUUUUAUUUUAUGGUUAGCGGUUAGCCCAUUAGAUACCAUGCAUUAGUCUAUUUUUAAAUUUUUUAUUUUUAACAAUAAAAAGGAGUAUUAUUUUUGCCUUUUCAUUUAUAUUUUAUCACCACGGAUAAAUAAAAGGGUAUAAAGAAAAAAAUUGACACUCCUUGACUCGUUUAAAUCCGCAUGUGUACGGUAAGUUGGCCCGUUCCAUAGAGGAAAGAGAAAAAAUUGACACUCCCUAUUUUACCCUUCCUACAAACGCUCAUGGAACAGGGAAUUUGAAAUGGGGGAAGAGUUUUUUCCACCCUGCUAUUAUAUGUUUUUAAUUUAAAAGGAUACAACAAAUGUACUUAGUGUGAUUGGUUAUGAUCCUUGUCUUUCUUUAAAAUGGUCAUGGUUCAAAUCCUAGUACAUACUUUUUUAAUGAAUAAAAAAAAGUAAUUGUGAAGACCAAAAUGUCCUUCCUACUUUCACUCUCGUUGCAGAAAAUUUGAAAUUGGGCUCCCGUUUUUCCCUUCGGUGUAUUAUAUUAUGUGUAGAUUGUUAAUAUAUGCAAGCCUAAUUUUUAUCUCAAUUACGGAACAAGGGAUCCGGCUUUGUUUCCCAGUUGGAAUACAGUUGACUGUAUCUUUUUUUUUUUAAUACCGGAAUAUAGUUGACUUCACUUUUUUCGCCUCUUUCCUUUUAUGGAGAUUGGGUUUGUUUUAUAUUUGACAUUUUUUUUCGUGGUAGAGCACACAUUUUUUGGUGUUAGACAAGCUUGCCCAGUCUUUGAAAAUAUAAGGGGAAUGGAAUGAUCAAGUUAUGGACCACGUAUAACUAUGAUUUCAUCAGUUUUUUGACCCAUUAUAUCUAUUAAUUUUAAUUUGGAUUUCAAAAAAUUUUUUCGUUAAAAUAUUUGAUUAGUUAUGUUUUAUAAAGUGACAUUUAAUUUUUUAUGUAAGAAAUUGCAUCAUAAGAACACGCUAAUUGGAGAAACCUUUACCAUGGCAUAUCAUUAUAUAUCCAGUGAUACAAAUUAUUAUUUAUGUUAGUAUGAAAAUAUUUUCUGAAGGUACAUAUUAGUAUACCAUAAUAGCGGUGAAGUGGCAGACGGCGGUAUAUAAAAAAUUUACUUGUAGAUUUCAUUUUUUUGUGCAUUUUUUUAUAAUCUAAUUUACCAAGAAUAUAAAAUCGAUUAAAAGUCAUUCAAUAUCAAACAUUAGGUCUAUUCGACAUAAAAUUAAAAGGGUAGAUUUAAUUACAGACAAACAUUGCUAUGCAUUUGAUCCUUUGGCUACAAUUAGUAUCAACCAUCAAAUCUAUUCGACUUAAAUCAUUGUAAAACUUAACUCUCAUGUUAAUUAUUGAAGUCUUUCAACAACAAUGGAUUAUACUAAACUAAGUUUUGGUAUCAAAUGUAAGUUUUUUUUGUGUGUUAAUAUUAUCAAACAACUAAUUGAAUUAUGCUAAUAAACUAUCUUAAUUGGUUUACAUCUUGGAGGUACAAAACUUGAAUGGUUUAUAUGUUGCCAUGUUGGGUUAUAGUAGGCAACACAAUCCGAAUAAUAGAUUUAUCAAUCAUUUAGUAGGAUUCAUUCACCUGUGGUUCAUAAAAACAAACAAUUAAGAUUCAUUCACCUGUUGUGUACACACAAAUAUUUUUGUCACUAAUUGGGAUCCAAUAUUAUUAUAAAAAAAAAAUUGAAACCUAACUAAUAAUUCAAGCAAAGACGUAUUUAUAUAUAAGUUCAUAUAUCUAAACUUAAUAUUCUAUCUAAACCCACACCAAAACGCCUCGUUUUAUCUGCCUUCCAAUAUUCUACAAGAAUACCAACCAAUAAUCAUGCCCUCCAUUUCUUAAGUGACAUUCCCUUUAUAUAAAUGCCACCAUUUUCCAUUCGCAGCAUCACAAAUUCACAACAUCAAAUUCUCCACCAAUCACUUCCUCUUGCCUUACAAUCUCUUCUCUUCUCUCCUCCAAUGGCUACAUCGAACCACACCAAGAAAAUGAACCUGACCAUAACAAACACCUUCAUGGUCCAACCAGCCGCUCCAACGCCGACCGGCCGCCAAGCCCUAGCCGAGUGGGACCAAAUCGGCGCCAUGACCCACGUCCCCACCGUCUACUUCUACAAACCCUCCGCACCAUGGCUCGAAGGCACUCCCUCCCUCAUCCUCACCACCCUCGUCCGCUCCCUCCGCCUCGCCCUCGUCCCGUUCUACCCCUUAGCGGGGCGCGUGCACCACACCUCCGGCGGGAGGCUCGAGCUGGAGUGCAACGCGCGGGGGGUUCGGUUCGUGGAGGCCGAGUCGGACCGGAGGCUCGAAGAUUUCGGGGACGAGUUCUUGCCUUCGCGCGAGCUCGAGUCGCUCGUCCCUGAGCUCGAUUACGACGGGCUCCCCGUCCAUGAAUGGCCAUUGUUGCUCCUUCAGUUGACUAGAUACCAGUGCGGUGGGAUCAGUUUGAGUUUUAGUAUUUCUCAUCUUGUUGUGGAUGGUCUGAGUGCUCUCCAUUUCUUUUCGGAGUGGGCGAGGAUUGCCCGAGGGGAGCCGAUAAAAACGAUGCCGUUUCUGGAUAGGACCGUGCUUCGAGCCGGGAUGCCUCCUGGAGGGCAGCCCAAGUUCGUUCACACCGAGUUCGACCGCCCUCCGGGGCUCCUGUCCGAUGUGUUGAGCUAUCAGAAAAUCGAACAGGGAGGCGGCGAGGACGACGAAGGAUCAAAAAACGUGGUGAGGACGUUCAAGCUGGCCAAGACCAAGGUGGCCAUGUUGAAAGACAUGGUGAACCAUGAGGGAGGAGGAGAACAACAACGUCCGUACUCGACGUACGAGACGUUGACCGCGCACGUGUGGAAGUGCACGUGCAAGGCACGCGACCUGAGCCCAGAGCAGCCGACUGCUCUGGGCGUUUCGGUGGACUCGAGGAGCAGGACGAGCCCGCCACUGCCGAGAGGGUACUUUGGGAACGCGAUCCUCGACGUGAAGGCUCUCGCCCUGUCGGGAGAGCUCACGACGAGGCCGUUGAAGUACGCGGCCAGGAAGAUCAGGGAGGCGAUCGAGAAGGUGGACGGGGAGUUUCUGGAUUCUGCGAUCGACUUCCUCAAGUCGCAGCCCGACUUGAGGAAGUACCAGGAUUUCGGGUCGUCGCCCGGGCCAUUUUUCGAGUACCCGAACCUCAGUGUGAUCAGCUGGCUGAGGCUGCCGUUGUUCGGGAUGGAUUUUGGGUGGGGGAAGGAAAUCCACAUGGGACCUGCCUCCCACGAUUUCGAUGGCGACUCCCUGAUCAUGGCUAGCCAGAAUGGCGAUGGGUCCGUGGUCGUUGCCAUAAGUUUGCGUGAGGAUCACAUGGAGAGCUUCAAGAAGUGUUUUUACGAAGACAUCAUGUGAAAAUAAUACACAACAGGGAUCGACAAGACGAGAACUAAUAAUAAUCAUUCUAGCUUUCACCGAGAUUUCUUAUCUUUUUUGUGUUUCUCUUAAUCAAAUUUGAUAAUCGACAACAAUAUCCGGAUCAACCCAUGAAGGGUUGGUAUAGGGUUGAAGAUAUUGACCAUACAUGAGGUUCAAACUUUUGUAACCAACAUUAUUAUCUAUAUAUAAAAGAAACUAUUGUUGUAAUUUUACCUUUGUCUUGUCUCUUCUCAAGGAGUGAUAGGUUAUGUUGGAAAUAUUCCUUAGAAAUAUAACAAUUAAGGCCAUAUAAGCAAGAUAUAUAGGCCGGUGACCCUUAUAAUUGCCCUUUCCCUUUUAGCGCUAGCUAGCUCGUUCAUGAAUGGUCAACUAGAGGAGAAUGAUAAUUAAGAACAAAUAUUAUUAAUUAACGCUAUUUAUUAAUGAUUAAGCAACAAUACUAUUAUUAAUUUAAAAAAAAAACUUAUCAUCAACCACCGGCAACAGUUAUGCAUAUCCACUCCUCAAUUGGCUGUCUCAAGGGAGCAUAGUGGAAAGUUGAAUAUAAAAAAAUGAUUAGC